Eptesicus fuscus (big brown bat) is the source of this 1363-nucleotide messenger RNA. Its product is annotated as NKAP-like protein. The transcript has a single exon. The coding region runs from base 407 to 1288 and encodes 293 amino acids. Gene Ontology annotation, biological process: regulation of gene expression. NCBI's taxonomy places the organism in Eukaryota, Metazoa, Chordata, Mammalia, Chiroptera, Vespertilionidae. The record is from RefSeq and is a predicted model, not a curated record. Gene Ontology annotation, molecular function: chromatin binding. Gene Ontology annotation, cellular component: nucleus.
UUGUCUGUGUCCAUGGGUUAUGUAUAUAUGCAUACAAGGUCUUUGGUUGAUUAUCUCAUAGCAGGCAUGUUUUCUGACCACAAUGUGAUCAUUCUAGAAUUCAACUUUAAAAAAAGGAUAAUUUUUUAAAAUUCCGUAUGUGAUGGCACCAGUGUCCAGGUCCCGCUAUUCUGAGGAUGCCUCUGGCUCCUGGAGACAGCGACCUAGCUCACUGAGGAAUAGCCCUUCUGCCCUCACUUCCAUGGCUGCAAGGGUCUCGGGCUUCCAUGGGGUUGGUUGGCAGGCUCUCCUCACCUUCAUUGCUCUAGGUCUUGAGAAUGGACUCCCCCACCCCCGGGCUUGGCAACUAUGUCUUCUCAUCCUCUUCCAUCUACUGCGAUGGAUACCACUAGGCAGGUGAUCAACUAUGGGCAGAAGACGAGAUGGAGGAGAGCUGUCUGUAGAGAAGGCUGAAAGACAGGGAAUGGUUGGGGAGUUGGGAGCUUCUGAGGUGUGUGUGCUAUCUCCAAAGUAUCCUGAGCUGAGUUCUGAUGAAUUCACUCCAUUUGAAGAUGAAGAUGAAGAGGUCAAAACUCAGAAGACCAACAGUUCAAAUUCUGGCUCUGAAGAAAAAAGAAAACCAGUUGUUCAAAAAAAAAAAAGAAAGUCCAAAAGAAAAUAUAACAAAUGUGAUAAUAGUGACAGUAAUUCACACUCUGACACUAAUUCUAGCUUACAGAGAAAAAAGAGAAAGUCCAAAAUAAAAUAUAGCAAAUAUGAUAAUAGUGACAGUAAUUCACACUCUGAUACUAAUUCUAGCUCUGAUGAUGGGGGGGAAAAGAAAAGAGAAAGGAGCAUAGAGGGAGGAAAAAAGAAAAAGAAGACUAAAAAAACCCCAGUGACUCAAGCUAUAAGAAUUCAUAAGGGGAGUUGCCAAAAUAUAUCUGGAUUGAGCACUCAUAGACUGCAGGUAACCAUGGACCUUAUAGGUCCAGAAGCUCCUAUAAUAUACAUAUCUCAAGAUGAGAAACUUUUGAACAGUGGCCAUGCUCUGCUCCCAGGUGAAGGUGCAGCUAUGGCUGAGUAUGUAAAAGCUGGAAAGUGUAUCCCACGAAGAGGUGAAAUUGGACUGACAAUUGCUUCAUUUGAAUGCUCAAGUUAUGUUAUGAGUGGUAGCAGGCAUCGAAGAAUGAAGGCUAUACAACUGUGUAAAGAGAACCAGAUCUCCAGUGUGAUGAGAAGAGAGCCCUUGUAUCCUUUAACCAAGAAGAGGAACAGAAGAGGGAAUAACAUUCUACCCAGUUUGUGAAAGAUGGUGUACAGUAAGACAAAAGGGAAAGAUGACAAAUAAGGAUUUUUGUUUUACAGUAGGACUUUGCACAGU